AUGACGUUCUCGAUCUCCCCUCCGUAUAAGGAAACGCUUGGCGAGCACCAGCCAGAGCAACGACCGACGCCUGAAGACCCUUCUCCUUCUCCUUCUCCCUCUCUUCCUCGUUUCGUUCAUCCGAGGCAUGGAUCUAUCUCUUCCCGUACUAGUGAGGUGAGCACCACUCCGGUCUCUGAUAGAAAGCCUAGUCCUGCCAUGCUGGAGCUUACUGGUGUUUCGACCAUGCUCAGGAUCGUUCUCUCGAAUCAGGAAAACAUUAUGUCACGUCUAUCGCAGCUCGAGUCAGGGGUAAGCCGUAUCGAAACCAUAUUAUACGAUGACAGGGGAAGAACGGCAGUGAGGAUCCCGAGUUCCGCGUCCUUGCUACCCACGGUUAGGCCAUCUGCCCCAGCAUCGGUUUGCCACGCUCCCUGCAAGUUUGAAGACUCGAUCGACAGCGCGUCCACGACCUCUAUGUUCAGUUGUACGUCGGAUGAAAACCUUAUAAGGAUCAGGGAGAACGCACAGUUAUUCUCGGCUAUAAUUCUCGGUCUGACUGCUUGGGUACGUGAUCGCCUCGAGACCAUGACGGGAAGAAUCUUCGACGCAGGCCUAAAGGGGAGGUUCAACGACUUCACGAAGGUUAUCAGCAACGUUGCCAAGUACGCCUGUCCCCCUAGAAAGAUGCCGCGUGUUCUCUCCGACAAAGACAUAGUGCUGAGGUUUUCCAGGUCUAGAGACGGGACCCUGAAGAAGGUUGAUGGAUCAUCGCUGAAGACUCUCCGGGACUACCAAUCUCGAUCGGAUAUAUUCAGGUCGUUAUGUGACUUUAUAGCACUGUUGAAGAUGAUGCCCGAGUGUUUGCCUCCGCCUGGGUCUGACAUCGUCUCUGCAAUAGGGGAGGGCUUGAUUGAUGACGGGGGUAAUCUGCUGAUCGAUCUCAGCAAGCUGGUGAUUCGGCCCAGAAGCAAAGACGAGCUGGUUUUCGAUAGCUUAUCCUCCAACGCAAUACCCAUAUACGUGAAGUUCAGGAUGGAGGGGAGAGGCUGUAAUGAAUCCAAGGCUCUGGCUAUCGAUGAGUAUGCGGCCAAAUGCGGGAAGACUGCGCGCAGGAACAGGUUGGCGAAUAGCUCGAGGACGGACUUCGCUGCAAAGGCUGCCGAUGACAUCUCCGACCAGUUCGUGGACUUUGGCCUUUAA
Messenger RNA from Peronospora belbahrii, 1182 nucleotides. The record is from the annotation of a GenBank genome assembly. Lineage: Eukaryota; Oomycota; Peronosporomycetes; Peronosporales; Peronosporaceae.